Vairimorpha ceranae is the source of this 288-nucleotide messenger RNA. RefSeq lists its product as hypothetical. The record is from RefSeq and is a predicted model, not a curated record. Lineage: Eukaryota; Fungi; Microsporidia; Nosematidae. The transcript has a single exon. Bases 1 to 288 code for a protein of 95 amino acids.
AUGAAGAAAAAAAUACAUCCAGUAGCAGAUUAUUGUAGAAUUGAAAAAAAGGAGAAAACAGAGAAAAUAAAAAAAAGUAAAAGAAAAUACAAAAAAGUAAAAAAUAAUAUUGUGAUACCAAGAGUUAUUUCUAAUUAUAAAAAUCCAUCAAAUAAGAUAGUAUCUUUAGAGGCUCGACAGCCACUACAUGAUAUUGAAAUUAUAAAUUAUAAUAAAUUUAUAGAAUUUAAUAAAUUUUUAGAUAAAAUUGAGGAACAUUGUAAAAACGAGAACAAAUCAUUAAAAUAG